Molecule: messenger RNA, 1710 nt
Organism: Stegodyphus dumicola
Lineage: Eukaryota; Metazoa; Arthropoda; Arachnida; Araneae; Eresidae
Gene: PIG-U
Product: phosphatidylinositol glycan anchor biosynthesis class U
Biological process (GO): attachment of GPI anchor to protein
Cellular component (GO): GPI-anchor transamidase complex; membrane
Source: RefSeq, a predicted model, not a curated record
CAGUAUCGCAACAUUGUUUUGGUGCGGUUUCGUUUCUCUCUGCGGAAAGCCGCUUAGCAAAAGCUAUUUGUCAGUGUUUUUGGCAAUAAUUUUUAUGCAAAUAAUCAUACGUGGCCUUUUUGAAACAAUGUGUUUUAAUUGUUGUUUUAAUUGUAAAAUUAAGUGAAAUUUAUAAGUGAAUGCAAUGUCCGUUCCACCUCCAUUGGUGUUUUUAUGUUUUUCUCUAGGAUUUUUAAUUCGUUUAGUAUUUUUGAAAUCAGCUUUUCUAACCAAUGCUCUUGCCUCUCGAGUUGAAAUAUCAACACCAUUAACAUCCUGGAAAAGAGCUGUUGAAGGAGUAAGUUUAUUGAAACAUGGAACAGAUCCUUAUGAUAGUGAUAUCUUUCAUGAGAGUCCGUUGGCAUUGAUUAUUUAUGAUUAUCUUUUAAGCUAUCCUGAGGAAUGGAUUCCAGUAAUUUUUGCAUUAUGUGAUGUAAUUACUGCUGUAGUGCUGUCAUUCACUUCUAAAAUUUAUCUGGAUGAAUCUAGUAUAAAAGAGAAAGAAUUAUCAAGCGUUCCACCAAGUGCUAAGUCGCUUCUUUUAACACCUGAGGAUGUGAAAUGGGUGCCUUUUUAUGUAGCAUUUGUGUACCUGCUAUGUCCAUAUUCAGUAGUUUCUUGUGGUGGAAAGUCUACUGUGACCUUCUCAAAUUUGAUUUUAGCUUUCUUUAUAUUGUCUACGGUUGCUGGUAAAUGGCUUUCUGCAUCUCUCUUAUUGUCUGUAUUGUCUUACCAUUCAUUUUAUCACAUAAGUCUUCUAGUUCCAUUAAUUAUGUACAUACAUCAGAAAAAUUCUGGGAAAAAGAAAGUCCUUCAUAUUACAAAACUUCUAACUGUAGUAGUUGUAUAUUUUCUAGCUACAAUUAUAUUAAUUAUGACAUCACACAAAUUAAUAGGAUCAUGGCAUUUCUUACAGUCAACUUAUGGUUGCAUACUGUCAGUUCCAGACCUGACACCAAACAUAGGUUUAUUUUGGUACUUUUUCACUGAAAUGUUUGAACAUUUUAGAAUUUUUUUCUUAUGGACAUUCCAGUUGAAUGUUUUUGUUUAUACUGCACCAUUAGCCAUUCGCUUAAGGAAGGAACCAAUUUUCUUGUUAUUUAUUCAACUCAUUAUCAUUACUAUUUUCAAAUCAUAUCCAUGUAUUGGGGAUGUUGCAUUCUAUUUCUCUUUAUUGCCUAUGUGGAGUCAUCUCUUUCAUUUUAUGCGACAAAGGUUUAUUGUUUCUUGCGUUUUGGCUAGUUGCACUCUAUUAGCACCAACUUUAUGGCAUUUGUGGAUUUAUUCUGGAAGUGCUAAUGCAAAUUUUUAUUUUGCAAUAACCUUAGCUUUUAAUACUGGUCAAGUUUUUCUACUUACAGACAUACUGUCAGCAUUCAUAAAACGGGAAUAUUAUUUAGAAAAUGGGGUCAAAUAUGAAGAUGGAACCUUAGUAUUAUUAAGAUUGCAAUGAUGUUACGGAAUAUCUAGUAGACAACAAAGACAGAUGAACAAAGCUAUUUAAUUAUAAGAUAAUUGAAGUCAUUAAAAUUUUUUCAUGAAAUAUCAGUUAUUUCAGAAGUGUAAAAUGCAUUGAGUAUGACUUCAAAUUAUAAAAACGAUAAUUUGUAAUAUAUUUUAAUUAUUAUUGUUUAGAUUUGUAUUCAAGUAAAAUUUCUUUUCAUCAGCAAA